AUGCUUCCACUUUGUGUCCCAGAAGAACCCAAGGUACUCUGGAAACUAUUCAUUGAUGGUACCAAAUCCAUUCGAGACGUUCUUCCCCGACCAACAAUCCAAAUCCUGGGUACCUCUGGUUAUGUCUAUGUUUCCAUCAAGGAAAUCGUCCAGUACCAUUUGGCAAACCGGAAACGGCUGGAAGCACUCGUGGACCUUCCCUACAGUGCUGCUGUUCGGACCCUCCAUGGAUCUUCACCACGCGGAAAGAAACUCGCAGCGUCAUGUUCCGAGGAUUCCAAAGAUGCUAUUCCCGUUGAAGUCGUCUUGUGGUCGGAUGACUUCGAUCCCAACAAUACACCAAAAAACAAGGGAUCAGCCCAUUGUUUCUUCGCUUCCAUUGGCACACCACAAGACGACUACCAUUCUGGAUGCAACACUUAUCUUCUUUCUCUGGGACCAAGCAGCGGAGACGAACGCACCGUCAAAUCAAAGAUAGCAGAAGAACUCAUAGCACUUUCGCAUCCCACAAGUUUCUACUGGCCUGUUGACGGCUUGAAAGGGAAAGAAGUGAAGAUAUCACUUCGACUCUUCUGUACCCUACAAGAUCGACCAGAACGAUCGUCUUGGGUAUGUUUCACCUAUGGGAACGGCCGGUAUGGUGGCAGGUUCGGAUGGGCCGCCGAUCUCUCGCAGGCCAUUGCUUUUAAGAAUCUUCCAUCUUGUGCCGAGUGCCACAAUUUGAGGAUGACGAAUGGCCAACAAAGAAGACAGCCACAAUGCAACUGUGCCGAUUGGAACAUGAUGUUCAUCAUUUUCAAGAUUCCAAAGAACUACCCCUCGUUCUUUCGGAGCGACGAGAACCCUCUUGCGCCAGCAGAUGAGCGACAAUCAAUUGGUGGGUCGAAAAAAGAAUAUAUUGUGAGUCGGAGGUUGACUUUCUCUUCCUUGAAAAGAGCCUGCGACUCGACAUUCCAAUGCAUCAGGUCGAAAAUAUGGUCCAAGAAUAAUGGAGCAGCAUAUCUUGAAACAUUUUCUCUUUCUCCGGCAUACAUCAAAGAGGUUACCGAAGCUGCAUCCGAAGCCAUCAGCAAUCAAACAAUUGAACAACCUCCAAUUCCUCUAACGUGGAAUAUCCCAUCCGAUGAUAUCGGAAACCAUAUUGAUGUGCCGAUGCACCUUUGCUUCCUUGGCAUUCAGAAGUCCGUGACCAGAGACCUCUUAGCCUCAUGGCUCAAGGGGAAGAAAAAAGGCACAGCCUUCAAUACCCUUUCCAGUCCAUUCUUGUCGCGUGUUGCCAAUCUCAAAUUAUAUUGGUGCCAUGCCGAGGUUUCCCAUGGAUCAUUCGUAUCCGAAAACUGGCUUGCGUAUGCCAGAAUAUCCAAGCGUAUGCCAGAAUAUCCAAGUGGAUCCACCAGUUGUAUCAAGAAAGAUUCUCCACGUAACCUCGUUGCGCCAAUCGUAGAAGACCUUUUGUCGGAAGCGAAUCUUCCCCAGGUGAAAGACGUUCUGAUUGGCUGGCAUGCAUGCAUUAGCCGAAUCAUGUCAAUCACAGAGAACCCAACCGACACCGUAAUCGACGAUCUCGAAAGGCACGUCAAGAUCUUCCUGUCCUGCAUUCAAUUUUUUGACGCAUCAAGACAGCAGAAAUCGGGAGAGAACGGAAAGGAUCGGAUCCCAAAGUGGAGAACAACCUUCAACUACCUAGGUUUACUGAACUAUCCGGAUCUUGCGAGAGAACACGGUCCGGUUCGGCCUCUUUCGGAACUAGAUUUCAAGGGUGAGGCUUCGAUUCAGCUCCUGAAGAAGAGAUUUUCCUCGGGAACCCGUUGA
Messenger RNA from Cylindrotheca closterium, 1812 nucleotides. The record is from the annotation of a GenBank genome assembly. Lineage: Eukaryota; Bacillariophyta; Bacillariophyceae; Bacillariales; Bacillariaceae.